This is a messenger RNA of Trachemys scripta elegans, 1140 nucleotides long. It is a transcript of the gene VPS28, whose product is annotated as VPS28 subunit of ESCRT-I. The transcript has 10 exons. Gene Ontology annotation, biological process: protein transport to vacuole involved in ubiquitin-dependent protein catabolic process via the multivesicular body sorting pathway. Lineage: Eukaryota; Metazoa; Chordata; Testudines; Emydidae. Bases 188 to 853 code for a protein of 221 amino acids. The record is from RefSeq and is a predicted model, not a curated record. Gene Ontology annotation, cellular component: ESCRT I complex. Gene Ontology annotation, molecular function: protein-containing complex binding.
GGCAGCCGGGCCGAGCCCCGAGCGCCCGAUGGGCCGCUAGGCCCGGCGAGUGGAGUCCCGAGCGCCCGAUGGGCGCCGACGCCAUUUUCCAGGAAGCGAGCGAGCGAGCGAGCGAACGGCCCGCAGGAAGGAGCCCGGCCGCGGCAGAGGCUCCCCGGGGAGCGCCGCCCGCCCGCCGCCCGCCAGGAUGUUUCACGGGAUCCCCGCGGCUCCCGGCCUGGGAGCCCCAGGGAAUAAGCCGGAACUGUACGAGGAGGUGAAGCUGUAUAAGAAUGCACGGGAGCGAGAAAAGUAUGAUAACAUGGCUGAGCUGUUUGCAGUGGUGAAGACGAUGCAGGCUCUGGAGAAAGCUUACAUCAAGGACUGUGUCUCUCCCAACGAGUACACUGCAGCCUGCUCCCGGCUCCUGGUCCAGUACAAAGCUGCCUUCAAACAGGUGCAGGGUUCCGAGAUCGGCUCCAUCGAUGAAUUCUGCCGCAAGUUCCGGCUCGACUGCCCGCUGGCCAUGGAGAGGAUCAAGGAGGAUCGUCCAAUCACCAUCAAGGAUGACAAGGGCAACCUGAACCGCUGCAUUGCCGACAUCGUCUCUCUUUUCAUCACGGUGAUGGAUAAGCUGCGCCUGGAGAUCCGAGCCAUGGAUGAGAUCCAGCCAGACCUGCGGGAGCUGAUGGAGACAAUGAACCGCAUGAGCAACCUGCCCCCUGACUUCGAGGGGCGACAGAAAGUGAACCAGUGGCUGCAGACGCUGAGCGGGAUGUCUGCCUCCGACGAGCUGGAUGACUCCCAAGUGCGCCAGAUGGUGUUUGAUUUGGAAUCGGCCUACAACGCCUUCAACCGCUUCCUGCACUCCUGAGCCCGGCCCGGCGCCCCCUGGAGUGGUGGUUCCAGCUGCCCUUCUCCUGAGAGCCCCGCUGCACGUAUAGCGCUCAGGGCUUGGGCAGGUGCUGGGGGCAGGAGGUCAUGGGUGGUGGGGUUUGUCCAUGCUGUCCCCCGCCCCUCCCCCUUGGGAGGGGCAUUAGCGCUUGGGGCUGUCCGUGUGAAUGGUGCUCCUCCAGCCGGAGCACAGGCAGGCCCUGCCUGGUCUGCGAGCAGCGGGCAGAUCUGUACAAACCUGCGUGAAUAAAGCCCCUCCCGCUGCGG